GCACUUUAAGUACGCUAGAGUUCUGAUAAUCAGGUCCACUCAAGGUUGUGGGAAAUAAAGCGCGGUCGGACCUGAAAAUUACUGGUUAUGUUGUUGGUACUAUGAUAUCUGGAAAACUAAAAAACUUCCGCAAAACGAUAGAGGACGUACGUGAGGGAAAGGAGCAUGCAUUAGAGGCUAUCCGUAAAGACCUGACUUCAAUUCCUUACCUCCCAGAGCUUGCAAAGUUGGAUCACUUACGUUCCCUAACUUUGUCUCACAAUAAAAUAACAGAAGUACCUCAAGAAAUAUCAACUCUGCAAACUUUGGAACACUUGAAUCUAUUUAAUAAUUGUAUUGUGAAUGUAUCACCAAAGAUUGUGGAGUUAACAUACUUAAGAUCUCUAAAUCUUGGGAUGAAUAAACUGUCUGUUUUACCUCGCGGUUUCGGUGCUUUCCCUUCUCUCGAAAUUCUCGACUUAACAUACAAUAACUUAAAAGAAACUAGUUUGCCUGAUAACUUUUUCAAUCUGGUGACACUUAGAGCAUUAUACUUGUCAGAUAAUGAUUUCGAACACAUUCCACCUGGAAUUGGCAAACUCGUAAACUUGGAAAUAUUAGCUCUUCGUGACAAUGAUCUUGUGUCGCUGCCAGCAGAAAUAUGUUUACUUACUAGAUUAAAGGAGCUCCAUCUUCAGAACAAUCGCCUUGCUGUAUUGCCUCCUGAAUUAGGUAUACUGGAUCUCUGUGGGCCUAAGCAGGUAGCAAAAUUAUCAGGUAAUGAUUGGGUUUCACCAAUUGAAGAUCAAUUACAAGUUGGUCUCUCUCAUGUCUUUGAUUACAUCCGAUCGGAGACAUACAAAUUCUUAUAUCAACGACACAUAGCAGCUGAUAAUAAACCAAGACCAAUAGCUGAUAAAUCCAAAAAAAUCAGUCGUAAAGUUCAAUGA
This is a messenger RNA of Schistosoma turkestanicum, 929 nucleotides long. The record is from the annotation of a GenBank genome assembly. NCBI's taxonomy places the organism in Eukaryota, Metazoa, Platyhelminthes, Trematoda, Strigeidida, Schistosomatidae.